CCAGGACCCUGCAUUCACUAUAUCUGGUCUCCCACAGUACACAGAACAUGGAAGCGCAAUUAUUUUAGUAAAUAUAAACUGCUAAAUACCCUUUCUCAUCAGCAGUUAGAGCAGUCUUGUGACUUCUAUCAGUGUCCAGCUGAGCACUGGUUAAAGCUUGUAGGAGGAGUUUUCAUUCUGCUCUAUGAAGAUGCAAAACCCAUGACCUCUGUCUGGACAGCCCUGAUUGGCCCUGUGCUGAUCACAUGUACUCUCCCAAGAAAAAAAAAAAAACCUCUCUAGCAAUACACACUAAACUGAGCAUGAGAUAAGACAUGGAUAUUUGAACAAGAGAAGGAGCAGAGAAGUCAGGAUCAAACA
Staurois parvus is the source of this 360-nucleotide messenger RNA. The record is from the annotation of a GenBank genome assembly. NCBI's taxonomy places the organism in Eukaryota, Metazoa, Chordata, Amphibia, Anura, Ranidae.